AUGGCCGUCUUCGACGGUGUGCAUUAUGUUCUUUCAUCUUCAAUACCAGGGGAACAGCGUAAGGAGCUUUCAGGCUUGCUGGACCUCAAUGGCGCAACGAGCGCACCACCACACUCCCAUCUUAUUGCCCUUGCUGGAUCACGGACUCAGCACGAACACGCGGGAUCUUUGCAUGUAGUAUCGGGAAUGUGGGUACAGCGGAGCAUAGUCCUUGGGAAACUUCAGCUAGAGCAGUACUAUUCGCCUGAUCCAACAAUGAUUUUUUCAGGCAUCGUUGCGUGUGCCACCGAUCUCUCCCCAUCGGACCUCGAAGUUCUCUCCGCAGGGAUCACCUCGCUAGGAGGACAAUGGCGAACGGGCCUUACUCGCGAUGUAACACAUCUCUUCGCAUUGCAUGAACAGAGCGAUAAGUACCAAACUGCCAUGCAUUUUGCGCCACAUACCCACAUGUCUGUCCUGACACCUCAUUGGUUCGAUGACUCAGUACGCGUUGGACGCCGUGUGCCUGAAGGUCCUUACUUGUGGCCUGAUCCAAAGGUCUUGCAACCUGGCAUGCAGGUCACAAUGGACGACGAUGAUCUAGAAAUUGGGGAAAGUGGGAAGAAAAAGAGAAAAAAGAGUGGCGAGACAAGACUGAGCAGUCCUAUACCGAUGGAGGAAGCAGAUCGCAGAGAAAGAGUCAAUGUGUGGGCAGGAAGGAGGCUGUUAUUGUCCCGCUCGCUGGAAUUGGGGCAAGGACAUCGUGAAGCUGUGGAGGCGAAUAUACAGAGGGCGGGUGGAAUUGUCGUCAAGGUCAAAGGUACCGGCACGGAUGAAGAAGCACAGGAGGACGAGGAAGCAACACUUGUUGAUGAAUGCGAUGUUUUUGUUACGCGGUACCGCUCUGGAAAGGCGUACUUUAAGGCGGCCCGUUCCUCUCGCCCGAUUUUGAUCGGAAACUUGACUUGGAUGUUUCACGUUGAUGCGUCUAGCACGUUGAAUGAUCCGCACGAUAGUUUGUUGUGGUACCCUGUUCCAAGAGGAGGUAUUCCUGGUCUUAACGAAUGCAUCACUGUCACUAACUAUUCUGGUGCCGCGCGAGAUUAUCUGAAGAAACUUAUCCAAAUCAUGGGCGGAAGGUUCACGCCGAGUAUGAGUCAGAGCAACAAGGUCCUGGUCGCUGGCUAUUCUCCUUCGCCUAAAACACAGCGCGCAGUUGCAUGGUCGAUACCAAUAGUCAAUCAUACUUGGCUUGAGGAUUGUUUCAUUGCAUGGAAGAAUCUUACUGUGGGGGUUGACAAAUACAUUCUCUUUCCCCCUGGCGUCGAUUUCGGGAAGAUGCUCAUGACCCCAAUUGGUGAGGAUGCAGAGUAUCGUAGGAGCAUGAUUGAUAACGUGGAGCCCGUCACCCCAUCUACCAAGACUCCCAACACAACCGGUAAAGCCAAGACUGCAUCCAGCAAGUCGAAGCCAAAGACCAUCGAUGAAAUUGAGGAUGGCUCGCCUCCGAAUUCAUCCCAGCCGGUGGCAUUAAGGCCGAAGCGCACUGCUCUCACUGCUCCCCAAGCUACAGAUAUGAGUACGAGAGACGAUAGAGAGGUGGAGAUUGCAGUUAAUUUCGGCGAUGACGAGGGCCCCAACCUUGACGAUGCUGGCGACAUAGCAGCCGGUGUAGCUAUGGAUGUCGACGACGAAUAUGUUUCCCCUUCCAGGUCACUGCGACAACAGAAGCCGAAGCCGAAAUCAAAAUCCUCGGAGAACAAACUGUCCACAACAAAGGAGAAGACCAAGCAUCGCAAAGCUCGUCCUCUGCCCCCUUCUCGUGAGCAUUCCGACUCCGAAUCUGCGUUGGCCCAUCCAAGCAGGCCAAUCCCCGGGUCCUCGACGCCAGUCAAGACGGGGAUGAAACCGAAGCCCAAGCCGAAGGAAACUCCUCAGCGCGCCUCAUCCUUGUCUGAUGAUGAUGAUGAAAUUUUUGCGCGGCCUGCCAAGCAUAAGUCAACUACACCCAGCACUAAAGCCAAAGCUAAAGCCAAAGAGCCUGAGAAGGAGCCGCUAGCCACGUCCUCAAAAGCCAAGGAGAAACAGAGUGCUCAUGCUCGAUCUCCGACUCUGUCAGCUGCCCGUUCACCCUCGCCUCCUGUACAAACCUUCAAGACGCCGAAACGCACAGUAUCCGUGCUAGUUCCAUCUCUGCCGAAAGACUACUUGUCUCCAAGUCCACGCAAGGGCACGUCCACGAACAAGGAAGGAAGGUCCGAGCUUUCUAGGACGAACUCCAUUCAUGUAUCUGCUGCCGAGGCGUCGACAAGCGGACUCAAGCGUGGACGUCCUUCGUUGUCAAAACCUUCAACCUCAACACCUCCUGUGAAGAACAAGUCGAAGUUCAAAGCACGGAAUGAGUCGGAAACGGAAUACGAGGACGAGACUUCAGUGGUUCUGGAUACUCCUUCCACUACUACACGCGGUUUACCAAAGCGCAGCGCUGCCAACAAGGCGACGAGCAAACUGAGGGAUGAAAUCAUGCCCGACGUCAUUAAUUUUGAGAAGGAGCGCAAGAACGCCAAGCGAAGGCGUAGCUCCGGUCUCAACGACUCUUUCAUUCCCCUGCGUGACGAAGCCGAGGUCGAACAGGAACGAGACGGGAAGAAGCGGAGAGUUGAGAAGGCUCGCGAAGAGGACUCGGAAGCAGAGGUUGAGGAGGUCAUUUCUUCGUCUAUUCCUCAAACGAAAUCGAUGUCGAAGCCGGCCACGACGCAGGGCAAUGGUACGAAGAAAAGAACGGAAGACGAGAUGAGUAUUGACGAAGACGAGCUGUCGAAGAGAAAGGGCAUGAAGGCAACUCAGAACAAAAAGGGAUCUCAUGCCCCCAAUGUUGGCACCAAUCAGCUGUGCCGAUUAAAUAAAUUGGGCGUCAAGAUGACAACCAAACCUAACGACUGCACGCACCUUGUCACGAAGGGAAUCGUUCGUACGGAGAAAUUCUUGUGCGCUAUCGCAAGUUCCCCGUUCGUGUUAACAGAAGGAUGGGUCAAUUCGAGUGUGCGAGCUGGCAAACUUUUACCGGAAUCGGACUUUUUAAUAUCUGACCCCGAACCGGAACGGAAAUGGAACUUUAAACUCUCCACUUCUCUCGAGCGCGCUAAACGCGAAGACGGUGGGGAAGGCUUGUUCAAAGGGAUGACAUUUUAUGUGACCCCCAAGGUCGAGAUUGACUUGAAGUUGCUCAAAGCUGUCAUUACAUCCGCUGGUGGUCAGGUUCAGACAUCCAAGCCGACAGCUCGAAUACUCAAGGCGAACGACAAUCGUCACGUUAUCUCUUGUCCAGCAGACCAAUCGAUCUGGCGACCGCUGGUUGAGGAAGGAUUUACUAUAUAUUCCACGGAGCUCAUUCUGCUUGCUGUACUAACUCAGGAGAUAAGGUGGAAGGAUGACAACUGCAUCAGUUCCAAGCCUUCCUUGUAA
Messenger RNA from Suillus clintonianus, 3444 nucleotides. RefSeq lists its product as uncharacterized. The transcript is spliced from 14 exons. NCBI's taxonomy places the organism in Eukaryota, Fungi, Basidiomycota, Agaricomycetes, Boletales, Suillaceae. The record is from RefSeq and is a predicted model, not a curated record. Bases 1 to 3444 code for a protein of 1147 amino acids. Gene Ontology annotation, cellular component: Cul8-RING ubiquitin ligase complex; nucleus. Gene Ontology annotation, biological process: double-strand break repair; DNA double-strand break attachment to nuclear envelope.